Helobdella robusta is the source of this 444-nucleotide messenger RNA. RefSeq lists its product as hypothetical. Lineage: Eukaryota; Metazoa; Annelida; Clitellata; Rhynchobdellida; Glossiphoniidae. The transcript is spliced from 3 exons. Bases 1 to 444 code for a protein of 147 amino acids. The record is from RefSeq and is a predicted model, not a curated record.
AUGGAGAAAUCUGUGCAAGGAGUGGGCAGAAUUACCAGAGACUUCCGCUUUCAAAUUAGCAUUGAUUUGACCCCUGACAUAGUUGACCCUGAUAUAGAUGACCCCGACAUAGAUGACCCCGACAUAGAUAACCCUGACAUAGAUGACCCCAGAAACCAGGAAAUUUCAACAGUCAAUUCCUUAUGCAACGCUUCUAUACACUCGGUGAGAGUAGCUGAAGAGCUAAUGUCCCCAAUGGCAGAUAAAAUUUCAUCUGUUAAAGCUGGCCAUUUGUUUGCGAUAGUACCCCGACAAACAGAAGAAACCAUAGAGAUAACUGCCCUGUCUUUCCCAGCAGUAGUACCAACAUCCCUCUCCUUGGCAGAACUUCUGGUAGCCAUUUUAGUUUUAGCGCCUAAUUGCGGCAGUCGACGCGGUCCAAAAAGUCGAAACCAAAAAAUUUAA